Molecule: messenger RNA, 992 nt
Organism: Mangifera indica (mango)
Lineage: Eukaryota; Viridiplantae; Streptophyta; Magnoliopsida; Sapindales; Anacardiaceae
Product: endochitinase EP3-like
Exons: 2
Coding region: 48-845 (265 amino acids)
Biological process (GO): cell wall macromolecule catabolic process; carbohydrate metabolic process; chitin catabolic process
Molecular function (GO): chitin binding; chitinase activity
Source: RefSeq, a predicted model, not a curated record
CCACCCCUUUAUCUCACAAAACACACACCCUUUAAUCUAUCUCCAAAAUGUUCAAACGUCUUCUUCUCGCCAUUUUUAUAGUGGGAGUGGUUCUCCUCCCGAGACCCCUACUGGCUCAAAACUGUGGCUGUGCUGCCGACCUGUGCUGCAGCCGGUGGGGUUUUUGCGGCACCGGCAAUGACUACUGCGGCACGGGGUGCCAGGGGGGUCCCUGCUACCCGCCGAACAAUGUUUCGGUGGAAAGUAUAGUGACGGAUGAGUUCUUUAAUGGGAUUCUUGAUCAGGCUGAUGCGAGUUGUGUUGGGAAAAGCUUCUACUCUCGAUCGAGUUUUCUUGAAGCUCUUGGUUCAUUCUCUACGUUUGGGAGGACCGGCACUGAUGAGGAUUCGAAACGUGAAAUUGCAGCCUUCUUUGCUCAUGUUACUCAUGAAACAGGACAUUUUUGCCACAUUGAAGAGAUAGAUGGUGCCACCAAGGACUAUUGUAAUGAAACAAACACACAGUAUCCCUGCAAUCCCAACAAAGGCUACUACGGUCGUGGACCGAUCCAACUAUCGUGGAAUUACAAUUAUGGACCGGCUGGAGUCUCCCUUGGCUUUGAUGGCUUAAACGCCCCUGAAACUGUUGCCAAUGAUCCUAUCAUAUCAUUCAAGACUGCCUUGUGGUACUGGACUAACUCUGUUCAACUUGUAAUGAACCAAGGGUUCGGUGCAACCAUUCGAGCCAUCAAUGGUGAUCUCGAAUGUGAUGGUGGAAACCCUAGCACGGUUCAGACUCGGAUUAACUAUUACACUGACUAUUGCAACCAACUUGGUGUUUCUCCUGGUGAUAAUCUUACUUGCUAAGAUUUAAAUUUAGCGACACAAAGUUUUUUUUUUUGUAAACUUGAUUUGUUGUGGUUUUUGUCUUUUGUACUUCAUAGCUUGCUUGAAUCUUGAUUAUGAUUCAUGCAAGGGCUCAAUAAAAUAAAAUAAAAUAAAGAUUCAUAUUUA